UGAACAAAGUUUAACACACACAGCCUGGGUAUUCAUACUCACAAACGUAAAAAGGUGACAUGACUGAGUUUGAUGAUCGCAGCAACUGUGCGUCAAAUAUGUAUUUGCCGAGUUGUACAUAUUAUGUCUCGGCACCAGAUUUUUCGACAAUGUCAUCGUUUUUACCACAAACUACUUCGUGUCAAAUAAAUUGCCCCUAUUCUUCAACUAUAACACAAGUACAACCUGUACGGGACGUGGCAUUCAGAGACUAUGGACUUGAAAACCCAAGUAAAUGGCAUUAUAGAGGCAACUAUGCUUCUUACUACUCAACAGACGAUCUAAUGCACAGAGAUCGAAUCCAGUCAUCGACUAGAACGGAAAUGUUUCGAAAGAACGACUCCGUCUAUAGUCACCAAGGGAGCUCGGAGGAAUCAUGCAAUUUCUUCACCAAUGUUGGACGAAAUGGAGUUCUUCCUCAAGGCUUUGAUCAGUUUUUUGAGACUUCUGGUAAUGCCCUUGAAAAGUCAAACGCCGACCAUUCGAGGGAAAAGGCAGAGUCCAGUUUCCCGGGAGAUACUCCUUGUAAUAAACUGCUUUCAGACCAGGAGAAACAACCCCCAACAGAAAACAUCGACGAGGAAUCUCCUUUAUCUAACUGUGCCGAGGAAAAGAGCAGCGGCCCAACUUCUUCGAGAUCAAGAAAAAAGCGAUGCCCCUACACCAAGUACCAGAUAAGAGAACUUGAACGAGAAUUUUUCUUCAACGUGUACAUAAACAAAGAAAAGCGUAUGGAGUUGUCCAGGAUGUUACAUCUUACUGAUCGACAAGUGAAGAUCUGGUUUCAGAACCGAAGAAUGAAAGAGAAGAAACUGAACAGGGAUCGGCUUCAGUAUUUUACAGGAAACCCUUUAUUUUGACAAAUUAGAGAACGACGAAACCAGACACAUGUGCUACUAUCAAUACCUGCAAUAAUGGGAACAGACGCAUGCUUUAAGCAUUGGAAUUGUGAAAGAAAACUUGACUCUGAACUUUAUCAACUAUGCAAAUCACAAACGUAUGUUAUUAGAUACUUAAUACUAUUACCUCGAGAAAAAUGAUUUCUUUACAAGUCCCUCACGUGUAAAAAUGUUAUCACCGCCAGAAAAUUAAAUUAUGGGACUUUACCGCCACAAUCAAAAUGUUUGUUUUUUUGCAUAAUGCUGCGCAUUAGUUUUAUAUCUAGUUGUUUGUUUGCGCA
Polyodon spathula (Mississippi paddlefish) is the source of this 1219-nucleotide messenger RNA. RefSeq names its product homeobox protein Hox-D11a-like. Gene Ontology annotation, biological process: anatomical structure development; regulation of transcription by RNA polymerase II. The transcript has 2 exons. Bases 60 to 899 code for a protein of 279 amino acids. Gene Ontology annotation, cellular component: nucleus. Gene Ontology annotation, molecular function: RNA polymerase II cis-regulatory region sequence-specific DNA binding; DNA-binding transcription factor activity, RNA polymerase II-specific. Lineage: Eukaryota; Metazoa; Chordata; Actinopteri; Acipenseriformes; Polyodontidae. The record is from RefSeq and is a predicted model, not a curated record.